Molecule: messenger RNA, 468 nt
Organism: Aspergillus heteromorphus CBS 117.55
Lineage: Eukaryota; Fungi; Ascomycota; Eurotiomycetes; Eurotiales; Aspergillaceae
Exons: 2
Coding region: 1-468 (155 amino acids)
Source: RefSeq, a predicted model, not a curated record
AUGUUCUCGCAUAGUGCAGGCACAGCCUGGCUUCUAUUGUCAAUAAGUCUCCGGGUCGCCUCCGCAUCCUGUGUCCAGAACAUCCAGAAUGACACCAUCGCGUUCUUCAGCAGCGCACCUGUGAACUUUGGCUCCGACUCUACCUCCCCAUCGGACUGUGCGGCCCAUUGUAGCCAGAUGGCGAACUGCCAGGCCUGGCUUUAUGCUGAGCCCGGGGACUGCCAGCUGUAUCGCAAACCCGCCGUUGCAACAGCCAGCAAUCCGAAUUUUUUCUAUGGAGCGUGUGGGGACGCCGUCGCAUCGACUCCUGUGGUCCUGUCACCAAGCUCGUCUGUAGUGAAGGCAUCGACAUCAGGCUCGACUGUUCCGUCUCAAAGCUCGCAGGUAAAUACCACCUUCGAUGAACAGCACUUCCAGAAGCACAAACGGCAAGCCCACCACCACCAUGGACACGGACAUGCGGCGUGA